UAAAGUAUUAAAGUGUAAUACUUUAACUUUAACUCUUAAAGUUUAAAGUAUCACUUUAAACUUUAAUUCUAAAGUAAAGUUAAAGUGCCACCCCUAAUCUGUAUCAACCACAUCAGCUAUUUUCAAGUUUGAUUACUUAUUAAAAAUGUUACGACAAAAAUAAUCAUUCGUUAGAAGACUUAAUCAGUAGGAAAACAUUUUUCGCCAUUGGAUAUAAAAUUCUAUGACAUAAUAAAAUCAGCUUUUUUGAGUAGCAGUUUGCAUGUUCAAAACAAACUAUAUUAACUUAAUAAAAAAGAAGCUUUUAGGACAAUUCUUAUGAGAUUAAAAUGUAAAGCAUAAUAUAGCUUAUGGUGCUAAUCACAGAGAAAUUGUCUUAUGCUAUCUAUUUUGGGAUAUGAUUUCUUCACCAUUCUUCUACUUUAUGCUCCAGAAAUGUAAUGAGAAAUUACUUUAUAUAAACAUAAUCAGAUGUUAUUAAUAGAGAGUUUUUAAUCGUAUAUCCACAACGGCUGUCAAGACCUAUUUUGAGUCUUCUCUAACGUGUCUAUCACGUCGGGAAGGAAAUAUGAAUUCAAAUUUCUACUUCUAUACUUCUUUUAUAUCGUGUUUCAUACAAUGACGCGCCAAAAAUAGUUCUUAGUAAGAAGACUUAAGCAGUUAGGAAAAGUGUUGCGCCAUGUGAUAUAAUAAAAUUGGCUACUUUGAGAAGCAAUCGACCUGUUCAAUACAGGCAAUAUUAAUUUAAUAGAAAAGUAAAAACCAAGCUGUUAGUGCAAUCCUGGUGGGAUUAAAAUAUGAAACACAAUGUAGCUGUUGUUGCUAAUCAUAGGGAGGUUAUUUUAUUCUAUACGUUUUGGGAAAUCAUCCUUUUACUUAGUUCUCGAGAAAUGGUAUAAGAAAGUAUGUCGUAUACUAUAAGAAGACAUUUUUGAUAUAUGAUCUAUAAUACUACGUAGUGAUGAGAAUCAAUGGUUUGUUUCUUCGUGAUCUAAUGUGAGAUGAAGCAGCCUUUGGUAAAUACUCUUAAAUCGGCACUCGUAAAAAAAGUCAAUGGAUUCAACUGAUAAGAUCUCUUUUAAGGAAUAUUCUCUUAUAUAAACAAUGGAAAUAAUUUUGGCAAAUAAUGGCAUCAAUCACACUAUCUAUUUAUAAAGUAAAUAUGUCAUAUGAUUUCUAUUGAUUACGGACGAAAUAAAAUUCAAUGUAAAUAUUAUUUACUAAUAUAAGUAAACGAUAUUUGAUUUCACUGAUGUCUAUACUCUUCAACAAAAAGUAAUUGAUGAGUUAUUUUCAAGUAGUCUAUUAUGGGAAGUCAUCAAAGCCAAUCAAUAUUUUGAUAAUAAAUCAAAUUUUUAAUUUUUACUGAUGUGAUUUCAUUUUAAUUCUUUACUUUAGACUUAUCGAUUAUAGAAAAGUUCGAUUCCAAAUUUGUUUUUUCUUCUUCUUAUCAAUUAAAUAAUUAUUUUCCAAACUCAUUAAAUUAAUAUAAAAUUCUAAAAAAAAAAUUUUUUUUUUUUUUCAUUUUAUUUCAGCGUUGAAAGUCAAAUAAAAGAACUUAAAGAACGAAUACUUAAAUCACGUACAGGUUUAUUUGAUUUAUCACAUUAUAAUGAUAUACAUUUAAUUUGUGGUGUUGUCAAAGAUUUUCUUCGUUCAUUAUCAGAAUCUUUACUAACAGAAUCUUUAUGGAAAUCAUUUGCAUUUAUUGUUGAUGAAGAAUCUGAUUUAAUCAAACAACAAAAGAUUGAUUCUCUUAUUCAACAAUUACCAAAACCAAAUCGUGAUACAUUAGCAUUUAUUAUUAUUCAUUUACAACGUGUUGCUGCAUCACCACUUUGUCGAAUGCCUAUUAUUAAUUUAAGUCGAACAAUGGGUCCAGCUGUUAUUGGUUAUUCAUCAAAACAUAUAUCCGGUAUUGAUCUUGUUGGUGAAACAUAUAAACAAACAAAAAUACUUGAAUUUUUUCUUAAUAUACCAUCGAAUUAUUGGAGUCAAUUUCUUGAAAUUAAUAAUAAUUAUAAUAUAUCAUCAACACCAAUGACUAAACAUAAAAUUGGUACACCUAUUCUAAUAAGUGAACAUCAUUAUCAGUCUACACCUAAAAUAACUUAUCCAGCUCCUUCAAGUACAUUUUUUUCUCCAAUUUAA
Molecule: messenger RNA, 2151 nt
Organism: Rotaria sp. Silwood2
Lineage: Eukaryota; Metazoa; Rotifera; Eurotatoria; Philodinida; Philodinidae
Source: the annotation of a GenBank genome assembly